Molecule: messenger RNA, 1425 nt
Organism: Epithele typhae
Lineage: Eukaryota; Fungi; Basidiomycota; Agaricomycetes; Polyporales; Epitheliaceae
Exons: 4
Coding region: 1-1425 (474 amino acids)
Source: RefSeq, a predicted model, not a curated record
AUGAUAUCCAGGGCAGAGAUGACAGAGAAAGGUCAUAAAACAGAGAAAGAAGCAAGCCCCCAGAGCCCAAAUGACCCCCAGAGCCCAAAUGACCCCCAGAGCCCAAAUGACCCCCAGAACCCAUUGCUCCUCCCAACAGAGCCCCCAAGCUACCGGGUCAAAAGGGACCCACACAAGGGUACAGUUCAAGGUAACAACACGGGCGAGGGCAUGGGCGUGGGUGACGACGUGGGUGGGCGACACGGGCACCAACACAGGUGUCAACAGGGGGCGGGCAUGGGCGCAGGCACCAACGCGGGCGUGGGCACGACGCGGGUGAGCGCAGACGAUGUGGGCGGGGGCGAGGGUAGACGACGUGGGCAUGGGCGACGACGCGGGCGGGCGCGGACGACACGGGCGGGUGCAGACGACAUGGGCGUGGGCGAAGACGCGGGCGGGGCGUGGACGACACGGGCACGGGCGUGGGCGACGACGCAGGCGAGGGCGUGGGCCGACGACGUGGGCGAGGGCGGACGACGCGGGCGCGGGCGCGGGCGUGGGCGACGACGCGGGCGGGCGCGGAUGUGUCUUGCACACAUCCGGGGCCCAAGGAGGCUCUGGGGAGGGGGACGGAGCAGUGCGGGGGAGGGAGGGACUGGGCACUUACCGAGGGACAACGGCCUCAGAGGGGCGCGAGUUGUAGGAGUUGAGGGACAGGCAGGCGGCAGAACGAGGGCAGGCGGUCGGCAGGAUGAAGGUGGAUGGGGUGGGAUGAGGGUGGAGUUGAGGGAGCGGGACAAGGGGAAGUGGGAGGUGGGAGGUGGGAUGGAGAGGUGGGUGCCCAACGGCGUGGCCACAGAGGUCGCUGGGCUGUGCUCAGCGUCUCAGCCGUUGUCCCUCGAGCCUCCUUGGGCCCCGGAUGUGUGCAAGACACAUCCGCGCCCGCCCGUGUCUUCGCCCACGCCCACGCCCGCGCCCGUGUCGUCCGCGCCGGCCCGCGUCGUCGCCCUCGCCCGCGCCCGCAUUGUCGCCCACGUCGUCGGUGCCCGAGUCGCCCACGCCCGUGCCCGUGUCGUCCGCGCCCCGCCCGCGUCCUCGCCCACGCCCUCGCCUGCGUCGUCGCCCUCGCCCGCGCCCGCAUCGUCGCCCACGUCGUCGGUGCCCGCGUCGCCCACGCCCGCGUCUUCGCCCACGCUCUCGCCCGCGUCGUCCGCGUCGUCGCCCACGCCCACGUUGUCCCCUGCGUCGCGCACCCGCGUCGCGCACCCGCGUCGCGCACCCGCGUCGGUGCCCGCGUCGGUGCCCGCGUCGGUGCCCGCGUCGGUGCCCGCGUCGCCUGCCCACGUCGUCGCCCACGCCCACGCCCACGCCCGCGUCGUCCGCCCUCGCCCACGUUGUCAGUGCCCACGCCCACGCCCACUGCCAGCACCCAUGUUCACCAACUAA